CAUAUAUACAUUUAAUGUUGUGUUGACUCCAAAUGACUAUAAUAUAAAGCCUAUGAGUGAUUGUAAGCCAUUUAGUCUCAAAAAUGUAAUCCUAAGUGCAGUCAAUGUCUACUUUAUAUGCUUUCAAAUACUAUUAUUAUAUUAAUUAUAUGUUUAUUAUAAACUAAUUUAAUCACAAAUCACACAUUUAUGGGCUAAGCAAUAGUUUUUCAGUCAAUAGAUUUCAUACAUUUUUAUUGUAAUAUUUAUUUAAUACUUCUUAUAAUAACAAAAAUCAUUUCACUUAUGAGAUAUCCUAACUUAUCUGAGUCUGUCAUCCGAGAGUCCAAAGAGUAUCUGAAAUUAGUAAUCGGUAUAACAGUUAACCAUCAAUGGAUUCGCAAAGAAAACAGUUUUAUUUGGGAGACGACUGUCCGCUGCCGACGACAGUGCCUUCAGUAGAGAUCGUUAUCGACGAAAGCAACGAUGGCUACCAACAGCCAUCUGGUGUGGUUCCCACCGCUGAUGACUACGACUACAAGUGUGACUGCAAACCAUACUAUUAUGAUAAUCAAUGUCUCAACGGAGCCAUAACUCCGGAGUCAAAGAACUCGUCGAACGCUUCACUCUUGUCAUCCAAUAGUAACGCUAAAGAUCUGGACUUUUCUGUAUUGCAGACAAUCAUUGAGAAAGAGAUACUUCCCAGUCAUGACUCACCAAACACCUGUCCCCCCACUCCCCCGUUCGGCAUUAAUAUUAACCGCGAAGAGGCUCUGCUUACGACAAGUAUUCAAAUUUUCAUUGCAUUUAUGAUCGCUGGUUUCGGCAAUGUUGGCGCCGGUCUUAUACUCGAUUACGUCCAGCACUGGAGUGUAUUCAUUCGGAUCACAGAAAUGUUUGUUUUGGUGCCAUCGCUGUUGGGUCUGAAGGGUAACCUUGAGAUGACAAUGGCUGCCCGUUUGUCGACUCACGCCAAUCUCGGAAAUAUGCAACACUGGAAACUGACACUAAAGUUAGCCAAAGGCAACAUCGCUCUCGUCCAGUGUCAGGCAACGGUAGUCUCAUUCUUAGCCGCUAUUGUGGCCAUCAUCUGGAGUGUUGUUGCCGGAGAAGCUGAUCUCAAUAAAAGUUUGACACUCGUGUCCUCCAGUCUCAUCACGGCUAAUGUCGCCUGUUUUGCUCUCGGAUCGUGUAUGAUAUGUAUAAUUGUUUUCUGCGAUAAGAUCCGAAUUGAUCCGGAUAACAUCGCCACACCAAUCGCUGCCAGUUUGGGCGAUGUAACCACAGCUGCUUUAUUGGCCUGUUUUGCACAACUGAUCCACAAUCACACCUAUUCCGAACAGUUUCCAUACAUUGCCAUUGGAAUAAUCAUCUUUUUUCUGAUUUUACUACCAUUUUGGAUAUAUUUGGCCACAAAGAAUGAGUACACUAAGGAUGUGGUGACCAGUGGUUGGUAUCCUGUGAUCGCAGCGAUGAUGAUCUCAAGCUGUGGUGGUUUUAUACUCGACUACGGGGUUGCUCUUUACGACAGAAUUGCUUUGUUUCAGCCAAUAAUUAACGGAGUGGGUGGUAAUCUUGUGGCGGUUCACGCGAGUCGUAUAUCAACGUCAUUAUUCAGAUAUGGCAAACCAGGCGUACUAUUUCCCGGAUUUCAAGCUUUCACCAGUCCUUUUGAAGCAUUUUUUACCAACAAAAACACAAACAUCAAAACAUCUCGUAUACUACUACUGAUGGCAUUGCCGGCGCACAUACUCUACAUCGUUACCGUCAAAUUGAUCGACAAAAGCGAGAACAUCCACUUAACGGCUCCCUUCUUCGUAUUUUACCUGUUCUUUGCGUUACUUCAGGUAUCGCUAUUGUUAUAUAUGGCAUACAAUUUGGUUCAUAUUCUUUGGCUCAAAGAGAUUGAUCCGGACUCGUAUGCAAUUCCUCUCUUGACAUCUUCUGGUGACUUUUUGGGCUCUGCUUUUCUUCUCAUAGUCUUUAAAAUACUAUAUCUGAUCGGUGAUCCAAAUACUCGCAACUAAAAUGACAGUUUUAACCACAAUUAGCCCCUGAUUUUUAUUUCAAAAUUUCCGCCACUUUUUAAUUUUUUUUAAUUAUGUUAACAUUUAGUUAUGAAAAUAAUUUUAUACCGGUACAUUAAUUUUAUUGAAUGUUAUUUAUCAAAUUUUAUUAACUAUUUAAAUGAAAUCUCUAUUGACAUCCUUAAAAAUUUAAUUUAAUUAAAUGUGUGAAUUUAUGUUUUAUAAUUACAAAAUCAAUAGUUUAAAUAAAUUUCUAUUUUG
Messenger RNA from Oppia nitens, 2267 nucleotides. Its product is annotated as solute carrier family 41 member 1-like. The transcript is spliced from 7 exons. Gene Ontology annotation, biological process: monoatomic cation transport. Lineage: Eukaryota; Metazoa; Arthropoda; Arachnida; Sarcoptiformes; Oppiidae. Bases 372 to 2006 code for a protein of 544 amino acids. Gene Ontology annotation, cellular component: plasma membrane. Gene Ontology annotation, molecular function: monoatomic cation transmembrane transporter activity. The record is from RefSeq and is a predicted model, not a curated record.